AUGAACAAACUUCUUUUACGCCCUUCUUCUCUUUACUCUUGUCUUCUACACUUUUUACCCAGUUCAUAUAAAGGUUUUUUAAAGGUUCCUGACGUGGUUCAAUUCCAAGGUAAUCAAACUCUCUGCGGUAUAGGAGGAAAUUUGGAUAAUAACUAUAAAAACGAUGUUGUGUAUAGAAACGGUACAGUGUUCCAAAUUACUAAUAAUCCUGUAAAAUACGAUGCAGCAUUUAAUCACGCGGAAGAUUCAUGGAUCACCACGAAUUUCCUGGAACUUCGACCAAACGCACCGGCUUGUGUUACCGGAGAACAAGCCAGUGAUUUGACAAACUGUGAUUCACAAAAUGCUGCUACUGUAUGUGCUCCAAUACAGGCUGCAAUGUCUGAAGAUGGCCCAUUUUCAGAUUGUUAUGUUCUUGGAAACGACACGAUACAAGCAAUGUAUGAUAACUGCGUUUAUGAUGUCUGCCAUACUCCGGAACAAAAAUGCAAUGUGCUACAGAUGUUUGCGAGAACCUGCCAAGCAGCUCCUGGAGGCAACAUUGGAGAUUGGAGAACUGCAACAUCUUGCCCUCCUCAAACUUGUCCUUUGCAUUCUCAUUACGAAACCUGCAGAUCGUCUUGUCCAGCCACCUGCAUUGAUUCGAGUGCUCCUGACUUUUGCGAUCUACUAUGUUCUGAGGGCUGUACGUGUGAUCAAGGCUAUGUUCUUGAUAACACGCAGAUCUCCACUCUGACAUGCGUACCCCUUGAGGAAUGCGGAUGCACUGAUACAAAUGGAAAUUCAUAUCCAGGUAUGUAG
Messenger RNA from Strongylus vulgaris, 801 nucleotides. Lineage: Eukaryota; Metazoa; Nematoda; Chromadorea; Rhabditida; Strongylidae. The record is from the annotation of a GenBank genome assembly.